GUCGUCGGAGCAGGAAGUUCAAGAUAGGCUUUUAGGGCAGAGCGAGAGUCGAAGCUGCUGAGCGGGGAUCUGGUGCGAGUUGGCUUAGCUAGAUGCCAGGGAGUCUUGCCUCCUAGGGUUUCUCUGUCUUCCCCGCUUGUUUCUUUGAAGCACUAAUUUCUGAGGUUGACCGCGGUUGAAGAAUCGGAUAAUUGGAAUUCCUUUUCGGAAACCCUAGUUUUCUUGAGAAAGGAAGGAGUUUCUCGUGUUGCGUUGCGAUGGCAGCCAAUGCACUUUCCACUGCGACAAUCGCAUUAACCGAGAAAAAAAUGGACAUGGCUUUAGAUGAUAUUAUCAAAAUGUCCAAGAAGGCUUCCUUCAAAGGCAAACAGGCUUCUAGGACUACUAAUAAAAGCCAAAGAUUCAUGAAUGAUCGUGGAAUACAACGUAACUACAAGGUUCAGAGGUUUAUGAAUUCUAGAUCAUCCAUAAGACAGGGUGUGCUUUCCCAGAGAAGAACAAGCUUUAAAAGGAGUCAAUUCCCAGUGACGACUGCGGCUGCAAGAAGGGGCGUCGGUGCAACUAUUCGCAAUAGGGUGGCCUAUCCAAGCAAGCAGAGGUUUGCAGCUGCUUCUAUGCGAAGGGAUGCUGGUGAUGGAAAUAUUGUUAGAAAGGAUAAGCAGAAACCAAAAACCUUGGAUGCUCUUUUCUCAGAUCUCAAGGAGCAGAGGAUACGAACGAUCUCCCUGGAGCUGGCUCGCAGCCGCGGACAGUUCGCCGGACAGGGUCGGCGUGGUCGGCGGCAGCAGAGAGGACUUUAUGGUGCUGCAAAUGCUGCUGCUGGAGCCCGAGCUGGUGAUGGCUUUGGAGAAUUUAUCAGAUGAAAUUCCAGAUCCUUGUUGUUGAACCCCUUCUUUUCCAUCCAUUUUUCAGGGCCUAUGCCUUUAGGCUUCUCUUUAUGUUGUUAGCAGGAAAGUAUAGGAAACUUAUCUCUGACUUUUAUUCUCCUGAUAAAACACAUUCCAAUGGCAGUUUGAUGCACAUUUAGGGUUGCAGCGAAAUCUCCCAUUUUUGUUUUCUUAUGAUAUAAUAUAAAUUCGUUUUCGAUUCCUUAUAAAAUUUUUUCCCCUGGUAUCGAGUGAUUUUAUUCAGCUUAACGUUAUCAGGGAAUCUGGUUUUGCAUUUUGAUCAUAUCUAAGUUCAUAACGUGUGAUUUCUUCUGGCUCUGCUUGGAUUAAGGUGGCUUUUUUAGCCCAUUUAACAUCUUAUGAUCUAUCAAUGUAGGUGAAGAUCUUGCUGAUUCCUCAUAUAUUAGAGAAAUUAUUUUUUGCGUUCAGAGGUAAAUCAGAGCGCGUUGGUACGCAACAAAAAAGUGAUGUGACGUGCUCUGACUCGUCUUCAGAUGCCGUCCGGCGACCGGACCGCACAGAAUAAUUUUUCCAUGACAUAUUCAAUAGUGAUGGACAUCUCAUAUGAAUAUAAAAAGUGUUUUCUCAUGAAAUACACUGCAAGGUUGAGGCUUGUAAUCUAAUAUUUUAUUUAUUGUAAUCUUUGCAUCAAUUUCAAGGCAGGUGAAAAUUUGCCACUUGAUUUUUGCUGGAAUACUUCAAGCAAUUGAUUCAAGAUAUUAUUAACCGAA
Molecule: messenger RNA, 1618 nt
Organism: Dendrobium catenatum
Lineage: Eukaryota; Viridiplantae; Streptophyta; Magnoliopsida; Asparagales; Orchidaceae
Exons: 7
Coding region: 258-863 (201 amino acids)
Source: RefSeq, a predicted model, not a curated record